Pyrus x bretschneideri (Chinese white pear) is the source of this 2960-nucleotide messenger RNA. Its product is annotated as vacuolar-sorting protein BRO1. Gene Ontology annotation, biological process: protein transport to vacuole involved in ubiquitin-dependent protein catabolic process via the multivesicular body sorting pathway. NCBI's taxonomy places the organism in Eukaryota, Viridiplantae, Streptophyta, Magnoliopsida, Rosales, Rosaceae. The record is from RefSeq and is a predicted model, not a curated record. Gene Ontology annotation, cellular component: endosome. Gene Ontology annotation, molecular function: protein binding.
UCAAUUUUUUUUCUUAGAAUUUCGAUUCCGAUCAAAUCCAAAACCCAAAGAUGGCGUCUUCCGCCUCCGGCACCGCCACCAACGUCAUGCUCGCAAUCUUCGAGAAGAAGACGACCCAAAUCGACCUCUACCGCCCCCUCCGCAAUUACAUCGCCUUCAACUACUCCGAGCGCGAAGCCCAGAACCUCGAAGACGACCUCCAAACCGUCAAACAGCUUCGCUCCGACGUCGAGCGCCAACCCGACCCAUCUCUCACCACCCGCCGCGACCUCCUCCAAAAUUACUUUAAAGCCCUCUGCCUCGUCGAGACACGCUUCCCCAUCUCGCCGGACAAGGAUCACAUCAACAACGUCAUCUUCGUCUGGCACGACACCUUCAAGAACAAGCAGAAGGCUUCCCAGCAGAACAUCCACCUGGAAAAGGCCGCCGUUUUGUUCAAUUUGGGGGCCGUGUACAGUCAGAUUGGGCUCUCCUACGAUCGCGCGACCGUCGACGGUCGACGGCAGGCGUCGCACGCGUUUAUUGCGGCGGCUGGGGCAUUCGCAUUUCUGAGGGACAAUGCGGCGACCAAGGCGUCGAUUGGGAGCUCCACGACGGUGGAUUUGUCGGUGGAGUGCGCUGGGAUGCUGGAGAGGCUGAUGCUGGCUCAGGCCCAAGAGUGCGUCUUUGAGAAUACGAUUGCCAAAGGGAGCACGCCGGGUGUUUGCGCCAAGAUCUCGAGGCAGGUUGGGCUGUAUUACGAGGAAGCUUUAGCGACAUGUAAUGCUCCGCCCUUGAACCAGCAUUUUGACAGGGCCUGGAUAUCACACAUGCAGUUAAAGGCAGCUCUCUUUUAUGCAGAAGCUUGCUAUAGGUAUGGUCUAGAGUUGCAUGAGAAAGAAGAGAUUGCAGAAGAAAUUGCACGGUUAAAGAGUGGGAUCAGUGCUUUGUCUGAGGCUAAGAAAAACACAAAGGGGGCUGCUGCACAGAUUCUGGACGCAAUUAGCAAGUUAGAGGUCAAUCUGAACCGUAACCUGGAGAGGGCUGUGAAGGAGAAUGAUAGAGUUUAUCUCAUGAGAGUUCCUUCCCCUGGUUCCUUACCACCUGUUCCGGCAUUUUCUAUGGUGAAGCCUUUGGCAAUGAGCGAGGUCCUGGAUGCAAGCAAGGAGAAGAUGUUUGCCAGUCUUGUUCCAGACAGUAGUGCAAAAGCUCUUUCCAGGUACACUGAAAUGGUUGAUGACAUUAUCAGAACACAAGCAGAAAAGUUACAACAAGCCAGUGAACUGACCAGAGUAAGGCUCAAGGAAAUGGACCUACCAGAGUCUAUUCUUGCCUUGGAAGGGAAUUUUACUCUUCCUACAGAUCUUAAAGAAGAUGUGGAGGCAGUGCAGAUAUGUGGAGGCCCUGCUGGUUUGGAAGCUGAGUUACAGCAGCUUAGGGAUUUGAAAAGGGUAAACCAGGAAAUUUUGAUACAUAUUGAGGAACUCUUGCAGAAAGAGGCCAGAGAAGAUGCUCAGUUUAGAAGCCAAUUUGGAACACGGUGGACGAGGCCGCAGUCAAGUACCCUGACAAAGAACUUACAGGAUAGGCUAAAUAGGUUUGCAGGCAACUUGAAGCAAGCUGCAGAUAGUGAUGCUCGGAUUGAGCGCUCGGUCCGAGAACAUUCAGCUCUCAUGUCAAUCCUUGAUCGUCGUCCAAUUGAAUCUGCCCUUCCAACUCUGGCUAGGCCAAUAAUGUCUUUGGAUGCCAGUGAAGAUGCUAUUUUGGGGGCCCUGAAGCAGAGCUUGAGGCAACUGGAAACCCUUGGUGCUCAACGAGCUGGUCUUGAAGACAUGCUUAAAGAGAUGAAAAGAAAGGAUGAUAUACUUCCUAAGUUGAUGACGUCAACCGGCUCCUAUGAGGAUCUUUUCAGGAAGGAGAUAUCUAAAUAUGAUAAUAUAAGUGAAGACAUUGCCCAUAAUAUUGAGGCACAAGAACAAUUAUUGCUGCAAAUCCAGGCCCAAAAUGAUGAAUUUGCUGCAAUCUUCAAUCUAGAAGAUUAUAAAGCAUCUCGUGAGAAAUGUUACAAGCAGAUUCAAGCUGCCAUAGCAAAGUUCCGCGAAAUUAAGGAGAACAUAAAUGAGGGGUUAAAGUUCUAUGUUACUCUUCAGGAUGCAAUAACGAAUGUAAAGCAGCAGUGCAGUGACUUUGUGAUGACUAGAAACAUCCAGUGCAAGGAAAUGAUUGAAGAUGUGCACAAACAAAUGGCAGGCCUCAGUUUCCAGGAUACUAAAACCACAGGUGCAACGACAAACUAUCCUUCUGUGGGACAUCAAGCUCAGAGAUCUGGUUCACAACAGCCAACAGAUCCUCGUCCUCAAACAUCACCGUACUACCAUCCUCCUGAGCAGCCAGCAAUGGCUGGAUAUUCUCACCCUCCCCCCUAUGGCUCAACACAGCAGAUGCCAUCUCCUUACCAUGUGCCACCUCAACCUAGUAGUCCAUACGCUCCUCAAGCUGGUAGUCCAUACCCACCUCCUCAAGCUGGUAGUCCGUACCCACCUCCACACACCCAGCAACAGCCACCUGCAAACCAUGACUAUGGUCAACCUGCAUAUCCAGGGUGGAGGGGUCCAUACUACAAUACCCAUGCACAACAACCUGGAUCGCACCCUCGACCUCCUUACACCAUUCCAGGUCAAUACCGUCCUCCGCAACAGGGUGGUUACUAUAGCCAACAAUAGUGUUGUGAAUUUUUUCAUUUUAAUGAAUUCUCGGUAGAAUGAAGAUGUAGUCGUCGGAAUAUUUCGAGGUGACUGGUGGUUUUACUUGACGCUUUCGUGUGAAGUGCACAUCUCGUUCAGACAUUUUAUUUUUCAGUGUAUAGCCUGAGCAUAUUUUGAUAUAUGUAGAAGUAUAGAAAAUAAUGAAUUCAUGUAUUUGAAAUAUUUAUGGACCAGAUUUUGUCAAGGUUAUCUUGUAAUACACACAAUUUUUAUGGA